UACGUGCACUGCGAACGGAUUGCGAACGGAGUGUGUGAAAUUGUUGAACGUGUGCCGCGUGUCAGAAAACUACGUAACAAAUUACUUACAUUCAUGCAUACACAUGUGCAUACAUAUUUCUUAAAUAUUUUCGAGUGAUGUUCUCCAAGGUGCUUUAUUCUUAGACUGAGCCGCAUACAUAGUCUUAGAAAAGUGUUUAAUUCAAUUUUCAAAUACAAAUACAAGUUGCUUGUGAUUUACGCUUCGUUAAACACUCUUAUAGAGGUCGAUCCCUCGCACUGCUCCUCCGCCUCCUGCCACCCCCCUCCGCCGGCCGUCAUACAUGCUGCAGACAUACAUGUAUGUCAAAAUCACACGUACGUGCCUCGUCAUAAACACGCCCUAAACGAGGCAUUCAGGCGAAACCGCAAAACCAAAGAAAGAAAGUAAUUUAAUAGCUAAAAAUUAAUUCUGGUUGUUUUCUUAAGCGUAUUCAUGAAUGCAUUUUGCAGCUUUUGGCGCGUAACGCAAAAUAUGCAAUUAUAACGUGCACAAAUAAAAUCAUCAACAAAUAAAUGUUCACCAGCUGCAAUUAUACUCUUUAAUGAAUUUAUUACACAAUUAAGGUGGCAACAGCAGCAACAACAACAACAACAAAUAAUAAUAAAAAUUAAUAUGCCGCUGGCGUGAAAGUCACAGCUCGGUAAAACAAAAACAAAAAAAACCCCCCAUUGAAUUAUUAAUGAUAUAAAUUAUUAACAACAAUUCAAAAAUCAAAAAUCAACAGCCACAACGGCUUAAUCGAGUCUAGAGAAGGCGCAGGCGCCGCCUUUCGCACGAGUUGGCAGCACUUCCUUUGCAGCAGGGCCCAACGUCUUCGAGAGAGAUCUGCGGCCUGGCUUGGCUUUACCUAAAACAACUCCUCCUCAAACCAAAGAACAGCCUUCAAAGUGGAUUUAACCAACUAUAACAAAAUGCUGCAGUCCAGCAAUCAUCACUAUCUCAGGCCGGAUUAUAUGACAACAGCGGCAGCCCCAACGGCGCUGGACAACAAGAGCAGUCCGUUGGCGCUAUUGGCGCAAACAUGCAGCGCUAUCGGCGCGGACACCACAAAUCCCAAGCUGCUGGCGGCGAAUAUCGAAAAGUCCACAAAGCAACAGCCCAAAGGCAGCGGCAUCGGCAAUGGCAAUGGCAAUGGCAACGGCUUGGGCCUGGCGGAUAACACACGCGAUAAAUCCUCACCGGUUAGCAGUCAUUCAUCCAGCGUUAGCACCGGCUCCGUGGAGCAGCAACAGCUGCCGCCGGCGCACAGCAAGACCCCCAGCACCUUUAAGCCCUACGAGACCAACAACAACGAAUGCGGCGCCACAAAUCUCACCAGUAGUAACAGCAACAGCGGCAGCAGCCAGCGCGUAAAGACGCCCAAAGCAAGCGCGGCCUCCACCAACGGACAGCAGCGCUGCGAUUCCAACCAAAGUGCCAGCAGCUCCCAUCGCGAGUCCCCAAAUACGACCGCCUCCAUGGGCGGCGGCGGUGCAGCCGCUCUCAGACGCACGCCCAACACAACUGGCUCCCAGCUCAACGGCAGUCCGGUGCAGUCGUCCGCGCCAGUACGCAGCAAUUCCAAAGAGUCUGCAGCGAUGCACAGCCCCAGUGCAGCCAGCUCCAGCCGACUGCAGGAGGCAGCCUACGCGGCGGCCAAGGAGGCCAGCUAUGUGAAGGCUCUGCAUGCAGCAAGCCAGCAGGCGAACCCCUCGGCGGGCUCAUAUUAUCCAGCAGGCUACGGCAGUCCCUAUCCAAUGGACUUGAUGACGGCGAGCUCGCUAAUGUCGCCACAUCAUGCCAUGUUCAAGGCGUCGGCUAUGAAUCCGUAUUUGAACUAUGCUCGGCUCAAAGGAUUAACGGACCCAUCGGCCAUGAUGCAAGCAGCCCCAAACAUCUGCCGUGAUCCAUACUGCACGGGCUGUCCAGCCAGUCCGCAUUACAUUAACAAAGCAGCUGGCCAGCCCUGUCCCGCUGGUUGUCCGCAGUGCGAAGUCGGGGGAUCGGGCAAAUCGGGUGGAAGCUCUGCAGGCGCCGGAGGCUCCAGUGCGGCAGCAGCGGCGGCAGCGGCUGCAUCCUCCUACCACGCACAGCUGGCUGCCCUGGCGGCGGCCUCGCAGCUGCCGUACGUAUGCUCCUGGAUUGGCAGCGAUGCGGCGUAUUGCGGCAAGCGCUUCGGAACCUCCGACGAUCUGUUCCAGCAUUUGCGCACACAUACGGCCUCCGUGCCGGAUGCGGUGCUCAGCGCCGCGGCAGCCGGCGGCAUACCACCGAAUCAUCCGCUAUUUCAACGCACCUAUCCCACCCCGCCGCUGAGCCCACUGUCUGCGGCAGCACGAUAUCAUCCGUACGGCAAGCCAUCAAUGCUGCCGCCAUCUUUGGCACCACCUGGGAUGCCCGGCCUGCCGCCGCAUGCCGCACUGGCCCAAUACUUUGCGCCCUACUCGUUAUACGGACCACGCAUGGGCUCGUCGCAUCCGUAGUCAGAGCAGCAGUUGGAGCCGUUGGUCAACAUUCAGUCAAAUCAUUUUGCUUGAGUUCGUCCCAGCAGGGCCAGGUCAGGAGUCAGGGGUCAGGGGGCGGGUCAACUCACUCGUGAAACGAAAAGCUAGUGAUCUAAUGUACGAUAGUUACAUACAAAUGUUUAAAUAUUUAGCUUUAGGCGCUAAACAGCAGCAAGUUGGAAAGUUCUAUUCAAGGAUAUGCCACACAUCAAUUUGUUCAUCAGCGUGUCUCUACGUAUGUCCCAUUUAAUGCUUAUGGUAAUUUUAAUAUUAUUUAUUAAUUGAAAACAAAAACAAUAUAUACAUAUAUAUAUAUAUAG
Molecule: messenger RNA, 2845 nt
Organism: Drosophila novamexicana
Lineage: Eukaryota; Metazoa; Arthropoda; Insecta; Diptera; Drosophilidae
Gene: elB
Product: zinc finger protein Elbow
Exons: 3
Coding region: 954-2504 (516 amino acids)
Biological process (GO): negative regulation of DNA-templated transcription
Cellular component (GO): nucleus
Source: RefSeq, a predicted model, not a curated record